Messenger RNA from Sparassis crispa, 225 nucleotides. RefSeq lists its product as hypothetical. NCBI's taxonomy places the organism in Eukaryota, Fungi, Basidiomycota, Agaricomycetes, Polyporales, Sparassidaceae. The record is from RefSeq and is a predicted model, not a curated record. The transcript has 3 exons. Bases 1 to 225 code for a protein of 74 amino acids.
AUGGGCGUCAACAUGAAUGACUACCGCCUGAAGAUCAUGUGCGUCGAAGGCCAGCUGUCCAUUAUGAACGUCGAUUACCGACUGACCCGCAUGUCUUCCCAAUUCCGUGGAAUGACGCAUAUACUGCUGUUAGAUGGGCUAUUGACCACACGUGCCUUCUUUCAGCACGCCUUGAUGUCACAAAGGAUUCAUCACUACCGACGCCUCAGCCGGAGCGAAUCUUAG